Molecule: messenger RNA, 827 nt
Organism: Tinamus guttatus (white-throated tinamou)
Lineage: Eukaryota; Metazoa; Chordata; Aves; Tinamiformes; Tinamidae
Source: RefSeq, a predicted model, not a curated record
GCAUGAGCGCGCGGGGGCCCUAGGAGAGGAUGGAGAGCGGCGAGCGGGACAUGUACCGCCAGUUCCAGGACUGGUGCCUCAGGACUUACGGAGACUCGGGGAAAACCAAGACGGUGACCCGUAAAAAAUACGACCGGAUCGUCCAGCUCCUCAACGGCUCCGAGUCGAGCUCCACGGAUAACGCCAAAUUCAAAUUCUGGGUCAAAUCUAAAGGCUUCCAGCUCGGCAAUUCGGACGAGGUCAGUGGUGGUGCUGGAGGAGGGAAGCAAGUGCUGUACGUGCCAGUCAAAACCACGGAUGGAGUAGGUGUAGAUGAGAAGCUGUCUUUACGGCGGGUGGCCGUGGUAGAAGAUUUCUUUGACAUUAUCUAUUCCAUGCAUGUUGAAACUGGGCCUAAUGGAGAACAAAUCAGAAAACAUGCUGGACAAAAGAGAACGUAUAAAGCAAUUUCAGAGACCUAUGCCUUCCUACCGAGAGAAGCGGUGACACGAUUUCUAAUGAGCUGCUCAGAGUGCCAGAAAAGAAUGCAUUUAAACCCAGAUGGAGCAGAUCAUAAAGAUAAUGGAAAACCUCCAACGUUGGUGACCAGCAUGAUUGAUUACAAUAUGCCAAUUACUAUGGCCUAUAUGAAACACAUGAAGCUGCAGCUAUUGAAUUCACAGCAAGAUGAGGAUGAGAGCUCAAUAGAGAGUGAUGAGUUUGAUAUGAGUGAUUCUACUAGGAUGUCAGCUGUGAACUCGGACCUCAGCUCAAAUCUUGAAGAGAGAAUGCAAAGUCCUCAGACCCUCCAGGGCCAGCAGGAUGGUAAUUCAGCCGAAGAGAGUUAA